Lolium rigidum is the source of this 768-nucleotide messenger RNA. RefSeq names its product protein NRT1/ PTR FAMILY 8.3-like. Gene Ontology annotation, biological process: transmembrane transport. The transcript is spliced from 5 exons. NCBI's taxonomy places the organism in Eukaryota, Viridiplantae, Streptophyta, Magnoliopsida, Poales, Poaceae. The record is from RefSeq and is a predicted model, not a curated record. Gene Ontology annotation, molecular function: transmembrane transporter activity. Gene Ontology annotation, cellular component: membrane. Bases 1 to 768 code for a protein of 255 amino acids.
AUGGACUCCACGGAUCAGUUUGACAAGAGCCCUCUGCUGGACGCAGGCAACUCCUCGCAGGAGAAUACCGCAGAAUAUACAGGUGAUGGAUCUGUUUGCAUCAGCGGGCAUCCUGCUUUCAGAAAACUCACAGGGAAGUGGAAGGCCUCCUCCUUAACAAUAGUCAGUUAUCUCACAAAAGUCCUACAUGAAACAAAUUUGGCUGCUGCAAGAAAUGUUGCAACUUGGCAAGGUACUAGCUACCUCACACCUCUGAUUGGAGCCUUCGUUGCUGAUUCAUAUCUGGGGAAGUACCAGACAGCUUUGAUCUCCUGCACGAUUUUCAUUGCUGGAAUGAUGAUGUUGCUUUUGUCAGUAGCACUUCCAUUAAUCUCAACUGGUCCUCACACUUGGACUGUUUGGUCAGAUCCAGUCUCUUCUCAGUACAUAUUCUUCAUUGGGUUAUACAUGGUUGGUUUAGGAUAUGGUGCACAGAGCCCUUGUGUUACAUCCUUCGGAGCCGAUCAAUUUGAUGACACCGAUGAAGUGGAGAAAACAAAAAAGAGCUCUUUCUUCAACUGGAACUAUUUCACAAUCAAUGCUGGUUCACUGAUCGUGGGGACUGCUAUUGUGUGGGUUCAAGACCAUGAAGGUUGGAUCUGGGGUUUCACCAUCUCUACACUAUUUGUGACUUUAGGCAUAGUUACCUUUUUCUUGGGCUUCAGUUAUGGCAAGGUUGGCUUGUCGCUCAGCUCUUUCAACCUCUCUAUCUUCUACCAUCAUCUGUAG